This is a messenger RNA of Astyanax mexicanus (Mexican tetra), 10924 nucleotides long. RefSeq names its product suppressor of cytokine signaling 5a (gene socs5a). Gene Ontology annotation, cellular component: phosphatidylinositol 3-kinase complex. The coding region runs from base 503 to 2098 and encodes 531 amino acids. Gene Ontology annotation, molecular function: 1-phosphatidylinositol-3-kinase regulator activity. NCBI's taxonomy places the organism in Eukaryota, Metazoa, Chordata, Actinopteri, Characiformes, Acestrorhamphidae. The record is from RefSeq and is a predicted model, not a curated record. Gene Ontology annotation, biological process: intracellular signal transduction; phosphatidylinositol phosphate biosynthetic process. The transcript has 2 exons.
CGUGUUCAUGGCCUCCACCGAGGCCUUUCCCUAUCCGUAUCCGCUAUCGGAAGCCUAAAUCCGGGCACUGCGAGUGACUGGAGUCCCCUGAUGUCACUCAGGAGCCGCCUGCCUUCCCUCCUCCUCCUCCUUCUCCUCCCUCCUCCCGGUCUCUCCCCCCCCGCUCCUGCCUCUCUUCCCCGCUGCACUCGGCGACCGUGUCGGCCGCCAGGAGAAGGGCCGCGGGAAGAAGGGAAUGGGACUGUUUUAGUGUUUUUAUUCCUCGUUUAUUCAGAAAAGACUCGCGGAAUGCGGACGGCGGGAUGGAGGCGCCUCUCCGUACCGAGCUCGCUCCGCUGAUGCGGGCCGUGUCUGCCUGCACCGCUAGCCGCCGCCUGCUCUCCACACCACGGCAACAUGGACCCCGCUUCUCCUGAUCGCCUUUACGUCGCUAACAAAAGGAAACCUUCGAGAAAAUAGCGCGAGAGCUCCGCGGAAAGAUUGGUACAGGUGGCCCCACCACAUGGAGAAGGUAGGCAAGGUGUGGAGCAACCUGAAGAGGGGAUGUCAGUCUCUGCUCCACCCAGAUGGAGGUUCCCGUGGGGAACAAGUUCAACAGCAGACUCAGCAAGAUACAUUUUGCCAGAGUGUGGACCAGCCCGAGCGAGAGGCCCAGCCACCACAAUCACCAGCCAGCCCUUCCUCUCGCAGCCGGUCAGCUCUCCCUCUGGUCUCCCGGAGGGUCAAUGGGAGCGCUGGAAGGCGGCACCAUAACUGUGUGGCUGAUGUUCCUCAGAUAUUGGAGAUAACAGUAGAGCAGGACACAGAGGAUGGACGUGUCCCUCUGGGUACCCGCAGAGACUCUUAUUCGCGUCACGCUCCCUGGAGUGGCAAGAAGAGGCACUCGUGCUCCACCAAGGCACAAAGCUCCUUGGAGACCACCGAACGACGCAGUGGCCGUUCUCGCCGUAGGCAUGGAACAAGCGGCAUUAGCAGGGAAGAGCUUGAACCAGGAGCGCCGCGCUCCCUGCGCCAGCAGUUCCAUGACACUAUGGGCCUGUGCCUACCUCUCCGCUCUUCGUCGCGCAAUGCCCAGGUUCGACCACCUAAACGCAAGAUACAGAUCACCGAGCUCAUGCUGGAGACGUGCCCCUUCCCACCUGGCUCAGACCUUGCCCGCAAAUGGCACCUUAUCAAACAACAUACAACGCCUGUUGCCUCCACAGCAGUGGACUGUUCUACAGAAGGUCCUGAUGCCGCUCGUGGAUCUCCGGAGGACGAGGAAGAGCGCCUGCGCGAGCGACGAAGACUCAGUAUAGAAGAGGGCGUGGACCCACCACCUGAUGCCCAGAUUCACACAGUAGAGGCCAUUACAGCUCCCCUGGCCUCCAUCUACAAGCUAGGACCUAAACUGGCCCCCGGGAUGGGGGAGACCGUCGGCGAGAGCCGGGGAGCCACGGCGGCUGACUGUGACUCCGAAGACGAUGACUCUACCACCCUUUGCUUGCAGGCUCGUCGACCCAAGCAGCGGCACGUCUCAACGGAGAGCCACUUGGGCAGUAAGCAAGCAGGGCUGUGGAAGGUGCACACACAGAUCGACUACAUCCACUGCCUGGUGCCUGACCUGCUGCAGAUCACAGCACUGCCGUGCUACUGGGGGGUGAUGGACCGCUACGAGGCUGAGGCGCUGCUGGACGGCCGGCCUGAGGGCACCUUCCUACUGCGCGAUUCGGCGCAAGAAGACUACCUGUUUUCUGUAAGCUUCCGUCGCUACGGCCGCUCACUACACGCGCGCAUCGAGCAGUGGAAUCACAACUUCAGCUUCGACGCCCACGACCCCUGCGUGUUCCACGCGGCCACGGUGACGGCGUUGUUGGAGCACUACAAAGACCCCAGUGCCUGCAUGUUCUUCGAGCCCCUGCUCACCUCGCCUCUUCACCGGACCUUUCCAUUCGGACUGCAGAGCCUGGCCAGGGCCACCAUCUGCCGCGGGACCACCUACGACGGCAUUGCGGCGCUGCCUCUGCCGCAGGCACUGCAAGACUAUCUCAGGGAGUAUCACUACAAGCAGAGGGUGCGAGUGCGCUGGCUGGAGCGAGAGCCGCUCAAGGCUAAGUGAGAUGAAGCUGACCUUGAGCUCGACUCGGCUCGGCUCCUGCUAGACUUAUCAAGGUGUGGGAAGGGGGUUACACUGUGUACCGAGCAGCAGCAGGGGUUAAGGGGCUCUCCCAGAAGAGUGAGCAGUCCGUUCAGCACUUUGCAGAGUUGGGGGGAUUCUAUUGUGUAUUGAGUUUUUUAUUGCGGGAAAAGGCUUGAAAGGGGUGAAAAGGUGCAUACGUGGGGCGAGGGAGCAAAAGGGGCCUGAAUCCGAACACAAUAUAAUAAUAAUAAGCUUUUGUCGUUUUAUUCUUUUUGUUUAUGUCUUUGUUUAUUAACCAACACCAACAAUUACAUAUAGCUAUAGGUUAUAGAGCUGAAGUGGCUCUCCGGUAGACAAAUCACUCUUCAUCUUCUCUUCAUCGGCUUCUUUCUGGACUUGACUUAAGUAGACUGAAGGAGUUGUUGGGGGGAGCCUGGCUUUAGGUUUAAUUCGCCCACCUCCAGGCUCUUUUGGGGUGGAGGGGGUUCUCAUUGCUAGACUGGGUACAUGGUUUUACUCCCCCCCUCCCCCCCUUCCCCCUCUUCUUCUUCCCACUGGUUGGUUCACACACUUUCACACACUAAUGUACAGUACAAUUGUGCAGCCGUUAAUCGUCAGCCGUCACCUUCCUACUUUCUUCAGGAUGCAUUGCAAAAAAUGCUUUUGUUGUCUUUUUUCUAAGGUCAUAUCGUAGGGUGUUGGGAGGGGCUGAGCUGUGAUCAAGCUGUUACGUUCGUUUACCCAUAAUCCUUUGCUUUCAAAGUGCUCUGUCAGUGUUUCCCCAAGAUGUAGCAGGUGUUGAAGCAGGCUUGAAGAGCCGGAAACAGAAAGGGGGAUUGACCCUGUUCACAGAGAACAACACAAAGAAAGAAAGAAAGAAAGAAAGAAAGAAAGAAAGAGAGAGAAAGAGAUGGAGAGAUCCAUGAAAUGUGCAUUUUAUUUUAGUACUAUGUGUCCAGACAGCCAUUGGAAGACCCCUGUAGGAAGGCCCCCAAUGUCUGCAGAAGGGCUCUGUGACAUUCUGCUUCUUUUUCACUUCCAGGAAGUGACAAAAAUGGACGGUGAUGCAUAAUGUGGCUACAGUGUUGAUUUGUGUCAUGUGAUGCGAGUGCACCUGGUUUUCGAGAAAAAGGAAUGAAAGAAAAUAAGAAACAUACUUUACGCUUGAGCUCUCUGUUGCUGUCAGUAUGUUUUGUAAUCAUCGAUUCCUACCACUAAUUGCACAGGCAGUGGGGAUGAUGAUGCUAAUCGUGUGUUGUCUGUUUUUUGUAUUGUGAAUGGACUGUCGGUGCCGUGGGAGCGAGGCACUGAUGAAGGGCACUUUAACUCAACUGUGCUUAUUUUAGUGGGAGCAGCAGCGGAGGAAAUGUGUGUAUGUACGUAUAAUCGUAGCGCUGUCAUGCAAAAACCUUGGAUCUCCAAGAUGGCAACCUUGCAGGACUUAACUUUUUAAGUCGAAAUCUGUGGUGUGUUUUUGCGAUAUCACGAUACGUUGCCCACAAUAAUAAUGAUCUCAUGAUAUUGUGAUUUUUUUGGUACUUGAUAUAUAUCGCAAGACAAUUCUCUACAUUAAUUCAUCUUUGUUAUUGACUAGGAUAAAAUGCGUAUAAAUAAGCAAAUACCAGGAUUUCACAGAAUUUGGCAACCAACCAAUACUCUUAACUGAAGGUUUACUCUAUUCAUUUGAUUUACUGCCGCCACAUAGAGCAAUGAAGCAGCAACUUAAAUCAAGUUGUGGGCAAGUUUUUGGGAGUUAAAUCUAUGUUUUCUAUGUAUCGAUAAUGUAUUGCCAAUGAAGUUGAUACUUUAUCCCACCUCUAGCUGUUAUACAAUUUGAAUCCUGGAUCUCGCUGCUUACCAUCAGCAGCCGGAGUCCGAGAGAGAGCACAAUUGGCUAUGCUCUUUCUGGGUGGGUACAGUAUGUGGUGCUCUCUCAUCUCAUUAAUCAUUACUAGUGUUUUUUGUUUGUCUGCAUAGGAGUCUAAAAGCUGAUUUAUCAGAGCUGGGGAUCUGGCACUUUCCUCAGACUGUUUUGGGUACCUGUUGAUGCUGCAUUCAUAGCAACAGUGCUAAAGUACCGCAUGCUAAAGGAGGCGUGUGUGCUAGCAUUUGCCCACCUGGUUGAGCUGGGGGAAUUAGCAUUUAUAUGGUGAGUUCCUAUAAAAAAGGGGAUUGGGUAACUAGAUAUUAGAAAAUUAGAUACAAGAGAUGCAAGUUUUAGCAUGACAGCGAUGAGAUUAUUUUAUAUAUUAGAAACCCUACAACACUGGGACCAUUGUUGUUAGACAUAUAAACACAUUCAUAUACAGACACACACUCACACACACACACACACACACCCAUAUUCAUAUAUUCAUACACACAUAUUAUAGGGCUUACAUAUACAUACCCAGACUCUCUAAGCUCACUUUUACCUUGUUUGAUCCACAUUGCACUAGACUGACAGGACUGGCGACUGUGUCUCCGUGUGCACGAAGCUUGCUAAGUCGUUAAGUGGUUACGGUUAAAUGGGAGUUAUUGAAAUGCUUGUAAGUAAUGUGCAAGUUAGGCUAUAAAUUCAUAUUCCUGCAUUAUUGCUAUGCCUCAUCCUCAAAAGCUAAGAUCAGUUCCUGCUCUCCUGAGUGCUAAUCAAUAACGUCUGAACGUAGUUAACAUGCUGGCUGGCAGAGGGAGGAUGCUAUUUUAAGCAAAGACGCACUUCAAAUUCUCUACAGAUGUAGAUCCAGCAGUGCAGUAUAUUUUAUUAACCCUAAUUAAUCCAAUUUUCCAUGCAUUUACAUCUGAUGUUAAAAUACAGACCAUAGCAGAUCUAUGCAUCAGUAGCGUCAGAUUAGAGCUGGGCAAUAUGGCAAAAAUAUUUUGUUCGCUUGUGGUGAGAACAUGAUCCGGACUCGGCCCGACCCAGCUAUCAAAUAUAUUUCGUUUUAAUUGAGCUAAAGAGCAUGGUAUGUGCAGCGUUCACUACUGUGAAAACGCUCUUUUAUACCGAGCAAAUUAAGUUCUAAUUCAGAAAUCCUUACAAUCAAGCUGAUAUGUUUAUAAUAAAGUAAAAUAUUUGCUCUAUUCAAUUUAUCAUACAUUCUUUAUUCCAGUGCCCCAUGUUAUGGCUUUAUUUCCCCUCAAACAUGCAAGUAUAUACUAGUAUUUUAAUUAACAUCACUAAUAUAAAUAUAAUUGAAUUUUACAUUUGUUAACAUUUUCUUGUAUUUACAUAAAAAGAAUCCGCUAUAAAAAUGGCGUCUUAAAAGGAAAGUGUGAUUUAUUGCAGUUAAUCACAGAAUAUUGUCAUACUGUGUGAUUAAGUUUUACAUUUUUUUUUUCAUCAAUUGUCACCACUAAUCAAGAUACAAUAAAAUAUCGCUAUAUUGCCCAGCUCUACAACAGAUCUUAAAAAAAAAAACUCUGGUACAAUCCCGCACUGUACAGAGAAUUUAUUUCAAAUUGACCUGUUUUUCAUCCCAUUUUUAAUAGGAGUAAUUACACACUUUGUAAUGAAAUGUAAACACUAAUGGUAUCCACAUUAUGCUUGAAAAAGUAUAUUGUCAAUCAUAUUUUAAAGAAAUAUAUAUAUGGUAAUAUUGCCUAGCUCUACUGUAAGUUAUCAGAUUUUGCAUAAUACAUGCUUUUUUCAUUAUGAUCACAGUGACCUAACCAUUCUAAAAGUGAACAGCAUGGUAUUGAUAUUGUGACACUGUUUGAUUGGGGUGGUGCUGUGGGGCAGGAUGGGUCUCACCUGAGAAGUACAGUGGUCUUUUGAUCAGGCUCAGCUGUCCCUCUCACUGCCUGCCUAUAAAGGUGUUAUACUUAGUUUGGCUCCAGUCGAAACACUUUUAUUAAACCUGGCGUGUGUGUGUGCGUGUGUGUGCGCGUGUGCGUGUGUGUGUGUGCGCGUGUGUGUGUGCGUGUGCGUGUGCGUGUGUGUGUGCGUGUGUGUGUGCGUGUGUGUGUGCGCGUGCGCGUGUGUGCGUGUGUAGACGGUAGGGUGGGUAACGGGACGUGUCCACUUGCUCUUUUCUUAUUUCUUGAAUCUUAUUUUAAUCUAAAUCUGAAAAUGCAGAAACUGUUAUCAGCUUCUCAUCUAUGGAGCUUAAAAGGUGUGGCUUAAUGGAAUAUACUUGAAAUAUGUAAUGGUUUAAUUCAUAAAUUGAUUAAUGAAUGGCAUUUUGUGUUUUGAAAUUGUGAUGAAAUUUGCUCUUGGGGGGAAAAAACUUAGGACAAAUAGAAUCUUUUGAUUCUUUAUAAUGAAAAAAAGAAGUACAUCUGUACAUUAUAAUCUUUUGUAAAUAGAUGUGAAUUCAUGGAUCUGAUUUUUCCCCAAGUAAUCCCAAGGUAUUUAUAAAUGCGAUGUGUUAUUUGUUUUUGAAAAAAUGUUUUAAAAUAACAAUUUUCAGUUUUUAAAAAUGUUCAAAUCCCAACUUUUAUAAAAAUGUUUUUUUUUUAUCAUGAAAAUUAAUUAUGUUCAAUUUUUCUUUUUUUAAUAGCAAUUUUUUUACCUCCUGUUCAAAAGGCAGAAACUGCAUUUGUACAGUUUAUGAACUAAAAUAGAGUAAAGUUUAUUAAAGGUCAGGUCCUUUUUUAUUUAAAUAUACAAAAAAUGUCAUAUAUUAAGCUCCAUACAAUUCGUUGACUUAAAACAGCAAGUGGACACGUUCCGAACUGUGAUAAUAGGGUGUGUGUGUGUAUGUGUAUAUGUGUGUAUAGACUUCCUGAAAUGGCUCCUCCCUCUUCUGUCCUUUGUUACUAAAGAGAUGUACUGGAUGAACAUAUAUUAGAGAUACAGAUUUUAAAAUUAAUUAGCUAUUUUGUAUUAUAUUAGUAAUCCUAACGAAAGGCAAUAAGUCAUUGCCUUCGGGUUUUUAGUGAACAUGAUGAUCCCGGGAGAAGUGGGAGAGAAUCAGAUAGGAAAGCUGAGAAAAAACAUGAAAAAAUCACCAGAAAUGCGAAAAGUAACAGUAAAAAUGGGUGAUUGUGUCAUAAAUGUGUAUUAGAGGAAGUGUAAUGUAUUUAAAGUGACCAAAGGUUCUGGUUUUGACUGGAGCAGAUCCAGAUCAAUCCGCUGACCCAGAGAUGAAGAACGUUCUCUGAGCGAAAAACGUUAAGAUUUACAGGUGAAACAUUUCAAAGAUACAGAGGGGCCGGCUUUGAGAUCCUACAAAGGUGCUGAUUGGCUCUCUGUGGUGCGACGUUUAUUUCAAAAGUGCCUUUUCCCUUUCGAAUGAUCUAAUGAUCUUUAAUCUAGCGAUUUCUCCCUGCAGAAAUUUCAGCGUUUAGCCUCCAGGGUUCUGGUGCGCUUCAGACAACUUGCAGUCGAGUGAGAUGUCCUGUUAGAUAGUAGGAAGUUUUAAAUAGAUUUAUAUAUAUGUAUGUAUGUAUGGAAGUUAUGUAUGUAAACAUAAUAAUAAAUGUAGUAGUGUGUGUGUAUGUAGAUAGGUAUGUGUGCUAAAAGGAGGUGUUGAAAAUGUUAAUGAUGAUGAUGAUGAUGAUGAUGAUGAUGCCGUUAGGAUUGGUAUUGGUGUAAGAAAAUAAGAAUACAAAGAAAAGGCUUGUAACUAGGGCUGGACAAUAUGGUAAUAUGAAAAUUUGCACAAUACAUUAUAUUUAUCAUCAUAUUUUCACAUGCAAAUAGGCCCGUCAUGAUGAUUACAUUUAUUUUGCAAUUUAUUAUGUCUGUUUAGUUUUAAAUCAGUGCAUAUAUUGUAUUUAUGCUUCAUUUAUUUUGAAUGCUUUAUAUUAUUUCAAUACAGCUCUGGAAAACAAAUGAGACCACUUAAAAAUUAUUUAUUUUUUAUUUUUUUUUAUAACCAAAUUGAAAACCUCUGGAAUAUAAUCAAGAGGAAGAUGCACGAUCACAAGCCAUCAAACCAAGCUGAACUGCUUGAAUGUUUGCUCCAGGAGUAAAGGCAUAAAGUUAUCCAAAAGCAGUGUGUAAAAAUGGUGGAGGAGAACAUGCCAAGAUGCAUGAAAAUUAAAUGAAAAUUCAGUCCAGUAGCUAAAUUAAUAAUUAAAAUUACCUUGAAUUGCAUUAAUAUGCUAUAAUAUAGAUAUGAUAUAAAUGUAAAGCCAUUGAUAUUAUGAUCAUUAUAUUAGUUGCAUAAUAUGAUCAUAAAAUCACACUAAUAUUGAUUUUGUAAUUCACUUUUGGAUAAUAUAUAAAGAAACAUUUUGAUUAUCAUGACAGACCUACUGUACAUGCAGACAAAGUGCAUUAGUAGCAGCAGAAUCUUAAAAAAAACCUCAAAAUAAUAGUUAUUUAAAUACAGUGAUGUUUAAAAUAUUGUCAUAUUGUCCAGCUCCACUUCUAACUCAGCCCUUAUAUUUUAGCACCCAAUAUGUUUUAGAUUAGCCUUUUUUCUAAUAUUGAUCACCCCCACCUGCUCACUGUUUUAAGGUACCUUUUUUUAUUUUUUAUAAUGUAUAAAUGGUUGUAGUUACAGGCCACCUGGUGUAUGAUUUAGUAUAAUUCUAACCACCUUCCUGCACACAAAGCGAAGCAGCAAGGACAGUUCUAUUAUCUGACAUUAAUUGUCAGAAGAGUUCAUGCAGUGUAAUCUACGCGAUUGAACAAAACAGCAGCGCUUCACGUGAAGUUUCGGUUUCAUCCUACAGCCAGAAUCACAGGAGGUGAUAAAGUAGUUCAGACUGACAGCUGAGCGUAUCACAGAGAAUUUACUAUUUAAACUUUGUUUUUAAUCUGUUAAUUAUCCUUUGAUGCUUUAGCUGCGUUCUAGUUCAGCCAUUUCAUUAGAAACAGUGAGCGAUUGUGACACAAGCCUUCUAAUAUUUUUGUAACAAAGACAUCAGUCCAAAUAUUUCAUAUACAAAUAUACAGCUCUGGGAAAAAUUUAAGAGACCAAUUCAGUUUCUGGAUCAGCUUCUCUGAUUUUGCUAUUUAUAGGUUUAUGUUUAAGUAAAAUGAACAUCGUUGUUGUUUUAUUCUAUAAACUGCGGACAUUUCUCCCAAAUUCCAAAUAAUAUUGUCAUUUAGAGCAUUUAUUUGCAGAAAAUGAAAAAUGUCUAAAACAGCAAAAAAAGAUUCAGAGCUUUCAGACCUUAAAUAAUGCAAAAAAAUCAUACAAUUUUAAGAGUAGGAAUAAAUAUUUGGUGUUUUUUUAAUCACAGUUUUUUAAUGCAUUUUGGUAUGUUCUCCUCCACCAGUCUUACACACUGCUUUUGGAUAACUUUACGCCUUUACUCCUGGUGCAAAAAUUCAAGCAGUUCAGUUUGGUUUGAUGGCUUAUGAUCAUCCAUCUUCUUUAUUUUUUAAAAUCAAAGAAACUCAUACAUUUUAAGUGGUCUCUUAUUUAUUUUUAUUUUUUUCCAUGUUUUUUUUUUUAACAGAGCUGUAUAUUUAAAGGGCUGGGAGGUUAUGAUGUAUGAUGUAUAUAUAUGUAUCAGAUGUCAGUACCACAUCUUGGUCAGAUUUAAGAUUUAAUCUGCCCAACAGAUGUGACAAUGUGACGUAUGAUAAAGUCCAAAUCAGAGUAGAAAAAGUCAGAUUCAGUGUGUUCUUGUUCAAAUCUGUGUCACUUAUGAUGCAUACAAUCAGAUUAGAUUAGGGAGACUUUCGGCUGCUGUGUGUGAACACAACUCAAGUGACCUACAGUGGGCCUAAUGUUCAUGCUGAUGUUGAUGCUGAUUUUAGGAGGCCAGUUGUUUACUUGAUGAUUCUGAAUCGUAUGUAAAAUGAUUUUUUUUCUCCUGGUCGGCAAGCACGGGGGGAACCCUAGCAGGAAUUUUUAGUUUUGUUUUAUUAAAGGAUUAUUAUAUUAUUAUAAUAUGCUUUGAUAUGACAAUACGCUCAUUGUCGCCAUUGCAGUUAAUCACAAUGUAAGGGAAAUUCUUACAAGCCAUUUCAUGAGGAAGGUUGCACACACUUUUACCAUAGGAGAGACUGUUUGUUUCUUUGUUUGUUUGAUUGAUCGUUUCUUUGUUUCCCGUUCAAUGUUCUCUGGCAUGAAUUCUGUACACAUAGCAUAGGGUCGAGUAUAGCAAGCUUAGGCAGAAAAAAAGUGAAUUAAAACGAUUUUUCUGGUUGUCUGACUGACUUUUUGUUUGAAUUCUGUGUAUUUACAUUAGGAAAAAAUAAAAAUACAAAAAAAUAAGCUGCAAUGGAUCGUGAACAUCACAAUGGUUACAACUCUGUCACUUUAAUGCUGUAUAUGCACAUUUAGUGGAGGGGAGGGGAGGGCAUCAUGGGUGGGGGUGAGGAUGCGGAUGGGGCGGGGCCUGGGUACCACAGCGCCAUUGGGACAGCACUUGGAUGGACCCUCCAAUAUAUGACUUUUGUACCUCCCACCCAUCCCACCAACCUGCCCCCACCUUAUGGAUUAAACUGCCGAAAAAAAAAAAAGCCCCUCAAAGCACGUGCCCAGAGAACCAGCGUGGGCCGUCUUGAACUACGAGUAGAUCACUCACUCUCUUUCUCACCAUCUUUUGAUUUGCGUCAUUUUUACAGUUCAUUUUUGUUUGUUUUUACACUGCCCAAGGUUUGUACUGUACAGUGUAAUCACUCACCCCUUUCUCUAUCUCUUUAAUCUCUCUCUCUCUCUCUCUUUAUUUCUAUUAUGCUCGCUCUCUCUUUCUCUGUAUAUCUAUCUUAUGUACAGUUUUAACGGUCCUCACUUCAGGCUAUGUUACUAAGUUGCUCUGUUGUAUUAUUUUGUUUGACUUUGGGUUACAGUAUGCUGUUGGGGGGCAGAGGGGAAGUGUUCCUCGGCCUCCAGUAGCUGUCACUCUCGGUGCUCUUCGCUUAUAUGCUUCAUUGUCUUAAUAUUCAAAAUAACAAAUAAAUAAUUAAAACAGUCA